Oppia nitens is the source of this 598-nucleotide messenger RNA. RefSeq lists its product as uncharacterized. Lineage: Eukaryota; Metazoa; Arthropoda; Arachnida; Sarcoptiformes; Oppiidae. The record is from RefSeq and is a predicted model, not a curated record. The transcript is spliced from 2 exons. Bases 78 to 506 code for a protein of 142 amino acids.
GUGAAAACAAAUUUUAUAAUAAAUCAUAAAUUUGUCAUAAAUAAGUUAAAAAACUUAUUAUUAUUUUUAAAAAAAUCAUGAAAUUUGUCAUCGCACUUUUAGCACUGUUUGUCUAUGCCGUAUCGGCCGCACCCACAUCGGGACCGUCGGGCAGCACUCGCUCGCCGUACGACAAGUCUGAACUUGAGCGUCGGGCCCGAACACUUGAGGCCCGAUUGGAAAACGAUAUCCAACGUCUACAGGAAGUACAUAAACUGACCCGCGAGGAACUGGUCAAUCUGGUCGGUCUGGACGGUGAACUACGUAUAUUGUCGGCCGAACUGGCAUUGGCCCGAAAAGACGAUGAAUUACUUAGACUGGAGAAGCGAUUGGAUGCACUGGAAAAUGCUGUCGAAGCCGAGUUGAAACGUAUUGAAAAAUUGUUGACAUCGCCUACAGCUGGCCCACAGCCAACUUCGGCCGCACCUCAACCAACUACUGGUGCACCGGCAUCAACAAGAAAAUAGAUUUUUUUUAAAGUUUUUAUUUAAUUAAAAAAAAUAAAGUUGUUAGCUAAAAAUUAACAAAUAAAUAUUUUAUUAAUUAAUUAAUUUUAAAA